GGCCAACCAAGCUCAUAUAACGAUGUGGGGGAACAAUGAACCGGGUCAGACUCAGCGUGUCCGAGAGAGUGUGCGGGGACACCCGGGGACAAUGGAUCUUGGCUGUUAUAGCACACACUACUUCUACGAUGAGGAUCUCAAGGAGGACUUUUAUCGUUAUAUUGCUCCCAGUGAAGAUAUCUGGAAGAAGUUUGAGCUUGUACCUGGUUGCUCUCCAUCUAAUGCAGGAUGCCUGGGGGGGAGUGGUACUGACUGGGGAUCAGAGAUAAUGGAUUUGGGAUGGGAAUCUCCUGUUAAGCUCUCUGGGCUCAACUCUGUAGUGCUUUUGAGAGACUGUAUGUGGAGUGGCUUCUCGACCCGCGAACACCUGGAAAAAGUAAUCAAUGAACGUAUUUCAAGUGGCACUUCAAAGCCAGCAAGUACUCCAAAAACGGUUUCAGAUUCUGAGUUGACGGAGACUGGGAGUGGCUCUGCAGACCAAGCGACACCAGGAGUUAUUGUACCAACAGCCCACCCUGAAAAGAUUCCCAAUUCAUCAGGAUCUGAGAAUACCAGUGACUCUGAAGAGGAUGAGAUUGAUGUGGUGACCGUGGAAAAGAGAAAGUCCUAUCGUGGUCGUCAACCAGUUACCAUCACAGUUCGAGCUGAUCCACUGGAUACCGCUACCAAGCUCUUCCACAUCUCAAUCCACCAACAGCAACAUAACUAUGCGGCAAGGCUUCCUCCUGAGCCCAGCCCUACCUCUCCCGAACCUUGUCCAUCUCCCUCUGUAGAAGAGCCUGGAGAAGUAAGUUGUUCCUCUGUACAACCCUGCAGUCCACUUGAAUUAAGCUCCCCACCUCCAUCUGGAGGUUCAGACAGUGAGGAUCUUGUUAAAAGAAAGAAUCACAACUACAUGGAGCGUAAAAGGAGAAAUGAUUUGCGUUCUCGCUUCUUGGCGCUAAGAGAGGAAGUACCUGGUCUUGCUCAUGCUUCCAAAACGCCUAAAGUAGUAGUGCUGAGCAAAGCAUCAGAAUAUUUGCAAGGCUUGAUCAGCGAUGAGCAACGGCUUGUGGCUGAGAAACUGAAGCUUCGAUGUCGUCACCAGCAACUUUUGAAAAAACUCUCCCAACUGAAAAGCCGUUGAAAGGGACACUAGUCAGAAGUCUGCCUGGCACAUUUGCACAUUGAUGAGUUAUGUCUUGGGAUUGCACAGAAGUGAGAUUUUCGCUUCGUAGUUGGUGUGCUCCAUAGAGCAUAAGUGGAAAAAGGGCUUGUCCUGUUUUCAGGUGAAUUUUCCUUGGUCCUCAGGUUCUACAAAUGAUUUGUUCCCUCUAUUUGGGAAAAUGUACAUUUAACUGUUAUGGUUUUCUGCCCCCAUAAGACUGUAUACAGCUGUAAUUCUUACAGGCUGAGCCCCUCGCCCAAGAACGUGAGGUCACAUCUCUAAUUUCUGAAGAGGUCUGACUCUCUAGAUUCUGGAACUUAAAACCCAAUGCCAGCCAACACAUUCUUGGUUUUGGACAGAAUGGGAAAGGGUUAGUAUUGGUCAGGUUUGUAUUGCAGUCUGUCCCCUUUGAAGAGAUUCACUGUGAUUUCUGUCCUGGUGACAGUGUUGCAGAAACAGGGAGUGAUUAGUGAAACCUUUUCUUUGGGGAACUG
Nanorana parkeri is the source of this 1641-nucleotide messenger RNA. RefSeq names its product v-myc avian myelocytomatosis viral oncogene lung carcinoma derived homolog (gene MYCL). Gene Ontology annotation, molecular function: DNA-binding transcription factor activity, RNA polymerase II-specific; RNA polymerase II cis-regulatory region sequence-specific DNA binding; protein dimerization activity. The transcript has 3 exons. The record is from RefSeq and is a predicted model, not a curated record. Bases 23 to 1126 code for a protein of 367 amino acids. Gene Ontology annotation, biological process: regulation of transcription by RNA polymerase II. Lineage: Eukaryota; Metazoa; Chordata; Amphibia; Anura; Dicroglossidae.